AUGUCAGCAAUAGAAUCAGAAAUAACAACACCAGUACAAACUCUUGAUGCAAUAGAAAAUCAGAUGGGCUAUACCAAUAACAUGGAGACACCACUAAAAGAUCAACAAAAAGGUAUUGCUGUUGCAAAGGGAGGCUUAGCAGCUGUAGCAGUUGCUGGUGCUGUAUUGUCUGCUUCCCCUUUAUUUCCGUUUGGAUAUAGUCUGUUGCUUCUAAGUGGUGUUGGAGGUGUUGUAAUGUCGGUGGUCGAUUUCAUCAAUAAAUAA
Molecule: messenger RNA, 264 nt
Organism: Cavenderia fasciculata
Lineage: Eukaryota; Evosea; Eumycetozoa; Acytosteliales; Cavenderiaceae
Exons: 1
Coding region: 1-264 (87 amino acids)
Source: RefSeq, a predicted model, not a curated record